Mesorhabditis belari is the source of this 1287-nucleotide messenger RNA. NCBI's taxonomy places the organism in Eukaryota, Metazoa, Nematoda, Chromadorea, Rhabditida, Rhabditidae. The record is from the annotation of a GenBank genome assembly.
AUGGGUGAAAAUUUCGACAAGAUCACGAUUUUUGAAACCGGGCACUCAACGGCGUUCGCCCACGAAAUCGGCACGAUGAAUGGUGCCGUCGGUGGGAUGAUGUUCCAAGUGAUGGACGGAUUGCCGCAUGGUUUACAUCCACAACUUGCACAAGGCUCUCAUCAUCACCACCAUCAUCAUCAUCCGCAUAUGCCUGCGCCAAUCACCUCGUCGAUGAACAGGAGUCAGAGAUGUGGCGUUUGUCGAGGCUGUCAAUGCAAGCCUUGUGGUCAAUGCACAUACUGUCAAGAUAGUCCACAAUUUGGUGGUCCUGGCGUGAAGAAACAGUCUUGUAUUGAGAGGAGAUGUCUGCGAGUGCUCGAGAAUCGAUUACAGCGUGAUGCACCCACAUUUAAAGCGCGAGUCGGAUGCAACAAUUGCGAAGAUUGCCGAAUGCCCGACUGUCAGAUUUGCCUAGUUUGUCUCGAUAAGCGCUUUUUCGAGAAUCGCUAUAUGACGGGUGCAAUGUGUGCGAAAAAGCGUUGCAACAAUGCGACAUCAAUCGAGUUGCCCGUCGCUGCACCACAACAUUUGCAUGAUUUUCAUCAAAGACAGGCUCAAAAGCGUUGUUACGAGACGGGCGCCCCAUUGCCGUUUGACAUGAAGCGGCCGGCGGUGAUGUACGGGGCGCCGAUGCCGCUUCACGCCGCUCAACUCAUGCAACACCGCCAUAUCCUCAUGCCCGCACCACCGGCACAUCAAUUCGAUAUGUGCAUGCCGUUGAGAAUACCGCCUGGUGCUCCUAUGCCUCCGCUCAGUUUACCCACGCAAAAUCCUCACGCUGGAUCGCAGAAUCUUCUCCAAACUUGUGCCCCAAUCAACGAUUUGAUGAAGUAUUCACCUAGUGUUUCCACAAUACAAACGGGUCAACACCUACCACCGAUCUCAUCGCCGAUGCCUCCCACUCCCUCACCACCCACAUCGGGUGCCGUUCCCCAAGGUGGCGCCAAAUCCGAUGGAAGCUCAUCAGCCCCGCCCCCAACAACACCCACUGCCACCAAUGAGCCUUCGCCCAAUGCCCCGCCCAUUCAUCAGAUUUCAAUGUCAUCCGAAGCGAGCCCGGCUCCUCUAUCACUGUCCACCCAACCGAUGUUGUUGCCGAUGGACGCCUAUGGAAUGUUGCACCCGUAUGUUGGACAUCCAAAUGAUUUUUACACAAAGUAUUACAUGGACGAGCAAAACGGUGAUCCAUUUCUUCCGCCAUCCUAUGCUCCCGAGAUGAAAAACGCGGUUGUUCUUCAACCGCUA